Haemonchus placei is the source of this 888-nucleotide messenger RNA. NCBI's taxonomy places the organism in Eukaryota, Metazoa, Nematoda, Chromadorea, Rhabditida, Trichostrongylidae. The record is from the annotation of a GenBank genome assembly.
UCUAGGGUACAAUGGGCACCAAUAGGGAAUUGGGCGGGACCGAACAUCGUCCUUCUGAUCCGAACACUUGAAAAAUUACUGCAUGUUGUGAAAAAAUUCCGCAAUGUUCGCAAAAGCAACAUUUACUCGUGUGCAGUUUGUGGUGACAAACCUACUGGUUACCACUAUGAUGUACUGAGCUGUAAUGGAUGUAAGACGUUCUUUCGUCGUACAAUCAUCAAUAAUCGGAAAUUCAUCUGCUCAAAAGGUGGCAAAUGUCAAUUCAAUAAAGACUUCCGAUGCGCCUGCAGGGCCUGUCGAUUCGCCAAAUGUAUCCGGAUAGGAAUGAAUGUAUACAAUUUCCGAGUCGAAGCGAUGAUACUACACCAUCAGGCGAAAGUGAAGCCGGAACAGUGUCGGAAGUCGGUUCUCCGGAACAGUGUUCCUCGAGCAAAGGUACGUUCAGGGACUCAGGUUACGUGGAAUCCAAUCAAAUUCUGGAUGGUCGCUGAUCUUUUUCUCGCUGUCGAAUACGCAAAAACAUUUGAAUGCUUUACAAAUCUUUGCGAAAGGGAUCAGCAAACACUUCUUGGACAUGCCGGUGGUAUGAUUCAGAUCGUUUCACAAGCGUUCUACACGUUGGACCAAAAGGAGGAGAGCCUCACAUUUCCGGAUGGUAUCAAUGCAUUACGGCUGAAACUUCAGAAUAGGUUAGAUACAAUAAUAAGUACCAUAAUUUUUAGGUGUCAUCAAUUCGAGAAGUACUAUCGAGAAACGUACGGUCGUCCAGUUGCCAUCAUACGUUCCCUAUCGAUGACCAUAGAACAGUUUGCUCUUUUCAAGGCGAUCUUACUAUUUAGUCCAAGUGAGACUAAAUUUUUUUUUCCAAAUUUUCAUCGACAUGAUUAG